GGCCCGGCUCGGCCCGGUUCAGCCCGGUUCGGCUCAGCCCGGGCGCGGUGUGGUUGCCCCGCCCCGUUCGGUGCCGGCGGGCUCUGCCCGGCCCCCGCGGCGCCGCUCCUGCCGAUGCUAUGCCAAAGCCAGAGGUGUCCGCAUCCUACCAGGAGCUGAGUGAAGAUGUGGAGCGAGUUUCUGAAAACCCAACAGAUGAGAAAGAAGGAGAGAUGGAAGUUCAUGAAGAUUCCAGCUCUGUUAUUUUACCAGAUGGUGAACUGGGUACCACUACCCCUUCUUUGCGUUUCAGCAAGACCUGCCUAAAGAAUGUUUUCUCAGUAAUUCUCCUGUUUAUUUAUCUGCUGCUCAUGGCUGUAGCUGUGUUCCUUGUCUACCAAACCAUCAGUGACUUCAGGGAGAAGCUCAAGCACCCAGUGAUGUCUGUCACUUACAAGGAAGUGUCCUUGUACGAUGCACCUGGUAUUGCCUUUUACCCAGGCAAGGCUCGGCUGCUUAGCUGCAAACAUCAUUACUACGAUCACAUUCCGCCUCUGAUAAAUCCAGGUCAGCCAGGAGACAUUGAAUGCACCACUCAGAGGAUCAACUACUCAGAUCCUUUUACUAAUCAAACUAUGAAGUAUGCUUUGGUUGUCCAAGGCCCUCGGGAUGUGAAGAAAAGGGAGCUGGUGUUUUUGCAGUUCCAUUUAAAUGAAACAGACCAAGAUUUCAGUGCCAUUGACUACCUUCUGUUUUCUUCUUUCCAAGAGUUUGUCAGCAGUACAGAAAAAGCAAAAUUCAUGAAGGACUGUGAAAGUUCAUACUCCAGCUGGAAGUUUUCYGGGGGCUUCCGAACUUGGGUCAAGAUGUCCUUGGUCAAAACAAAAGAAGAUGGUAGUGAGACUGUUGAAUUCAAACAAGAGACCAGUGUGGUCAACUACAUUGACCAGAGAACUAAACCAAGGAGUGACCAGCUGUUUUUCGUGGUGUUUGAAUGGAAAGAUCCCUUUAUACAGACUGUUCAGGACAUUAUCACAGCAAAUCCCUGGAACAUGAUUGCUCUUCUUUGUGGUAUCUUCCUGGCUCUGUUUAAGGCAGCAGACUUUGCUAAGUUAAGUGUUAAGUGGAUGAUYAAAAUCAGAAGGCGGCAUCUGAAGAGGAGUCGUCAAGUAACAAACCACAUAAGCUGAGACUGCCUUUAAACUGCUCAUAGCAGGAGGGAUAGAAAAUAACUGGAAUAAACUUCAAUCAGCAACUAAAGCUGCAAACCAGGUAUGUUUUCUUCCAGAGCAACGCUGGCUGRAGGAACAGCCUAGUGAACCGGCCUUUGAACUGCAGAAGGAGMUAACUCUAGGACAGGUCUAACAAACUCACGCUUUUCUAGUCCCUGUUUAACAAGUUUACCUCAGAGUAUGGGGCAACCAGGGGGAAAGAAGGGAACUUAUUAUAUGUUCAGACAGUCAUCACGGUAGUAAAUUGUGAAAAAGUGGACAGUGUUUGAAUGCUUCUCAAACAGACCCUUUAGUUUCUGCAUCAGCUGUGAGCUGCUCCUAUAGCACAGUCACUGCCUUGCUGGUGCUUAGUGGAAGGUGAGGUACUCUGAGAACAUCCUGGCCUUUCUUCUCCAAAGUAUGUUUUAAAAUGGAAUACACUGGAAUUCUAUUACAUGUCAUUUUUGAUUUAAAGUACAAUGACUUUAAUAUUAAAAAAUACUUCAAGUAAGCUCUYGUGUGCCUUCUUUGGAACUACCUGCUCUCAGGUUCAGAUGGAACUUUACAGGACGAAGGAGUAUUAUGGCAUGAGGAUGAGGUGAAAACCAAAAAGCUCCUCCUGACCAGUCCAGCUCACAAGAAACUCAACCAACAGGACUGAGCUGGUAGUCGAUUUCAAAGUCUAUUGUUUAUCCCUCUUUUCCCCAGUCUUUCCUAAGGAAGUGAAAAACAGUCUUUCACCAGCACAGCACAGAACUGUGAUUCUGUUCCAUGGGCAAUGCCUGCUCACCCACUGUGCUGGGGUGGUGGUGUUUUUUUCUUCCUUAUAAGUCCCGUGUUAGUUGAGAUGCCUGACUUGGACAGUGUGGAGUGUACAGGGAGCAGGGCACCUCUGAGUGUUUGCUCUGGAGGCUUUGCUGCAAGGAUGCCAAGGCACAGUUUGCUUCUUCCUUCCUCUUCUAGCUGAGUACUCAGAAGAAUCAAAAGUGAAUCAAAAGUACCCCCUCACCUUUUUUUUUCUUGUUUUUGGCAUCUGAGGAAGCCUUCUUGAACAAAAUUUACUACUUUCAGCUGAUUUCCAGAGCACAUUAAGGCACUGCAUUGACCAGACACAGCCUCAGCCAAGGGAGCAGCAACUCACUGUAGUAAAAUAAACAAAACAGCAGCACUGGCUGUUUGGAGGAAAGUGUUAAAGGUGGUGUCCAGUCACCACCUUAUCCACWGUAUCUCACAACGGUGGCUCCUGAACAGCUGAGCCUAGUGCAUAGCAAGGGAAUGAGAUUAAAGUGCCAAACUGUGCCUGGCUGAAGCAAACAGAGCUACUCCAUUCCUGGGGAAUGGAGAACAGAACAGAAAUCGGGCAGAGGGUGGGGGGGGG
Malurus melanocephalus (red-backed fairy wren) is the source of this 2568-nucleotide messenger RNA. RefSeq names its product proton activated chloride channel 1 (gene PACC1). Gene Ontology annotation, cellular component: cell surface. The record is from RefSeq and is a predicted model, not a curated record. The transcript has 8 exons. The coding region runs from base 120 to 1169 and encodes 349 amino acids. Lineage: Eukaryota; Metazoa; Chordata; Aves; Passeriformes; Maluridae.